AUGGGAGACCAAGGUGGGUCUGUUUCUGCUGCAGAGUUUCAGGAAAUGCGCGAACAAAUGCGCCAAUUGACACAACAGCUACAAGCACUGCAAAAUAAUCUGCGCCAUGCACCACAUAUGGAGGAUGAAAAUGAUGACGGAGAACAUGUAGAGGACGAUGAUCCUGCUGCUUUGGAGGCUGAGGCUGCACGUCUUCGGGCUGAGGCCGCACGUCGUGCCGCUGCAGGAGGCGGUGGCCGUGGACGUGGUGCUGGUGGUGGUCGUGGUGCUGGGUUCGGUCGUGCACGUCGUGUUCCUAUUAUUGGGGCUGCAGCUUUUGAUGGUGAUGCUGAUUUUGGAUAUCAAGAGGACCAUCACGCAGGCCACCAUGGUCACCGUGGUGGUUACGAUGAUCGUGGAGGUGGUCACUUUGGUGCUUUUGGUGACCAUCAAUUUGGUGGUAAUUAUGGAUAUCGUGAUAGGCGUCGCGGUGACCCAGACCGCCGCCGAGAUGAAGAUGGUUUGGGUAAAGUUAAAGUAUCCAUACCUGCAUUUAACGGAAAAGAAAAUGCUGAUUCUUAUUAUGAGUGGGAGACAAAGGUGGAACAAAUAUUUGAUUUGUAUGAGUACCCUGCUGAGAAGAAGGCAAAGCUGGCAGCACUUGAAUUCAAAGGUUAUGCCAUCACGUGGUGGAAUCAAGUCCGUGUAGAAUACCAUCGUGUGGGACAUGAUCGUAUCACUUGGGAAGACAUGAAGAGGGAAAUGAGACGUCGUUUUGUUCCUGCAUAUUAUUCUCGUGACUUACAUUUACGACUGAAACGUCUUGUGCAAGGUGAUCGCAGCGUUGAUGAGUAUUUUCAAGAAAUGGAAAUGUGCCUCCUUCGCACAGGUAUCACUGAGGAUGAGGAAUCCAUGAUGGCUCGUUUUUUGGUUGGCCUAAAUAAGCCAAUUGCUAACAAAGUGGACAUGACCAGCUAUACCAAUCUCACGGAGUUGGUACAUUUUGCAAAAAGGGCAGAACGCCAACUUGCUGAAUCUUAUAAGACUCGUGUUUUUCCAGCUGCUAACAAUACUACCCCUUGGCGUCAUCCACAACAGCAAGGUUCAGGUUCAAACACACCUUCCUCGCGAACACCUUUCACACCUCGUGCCGCUUCUACACCAACAAAACGGAAUGAGGUAAAAGAAAAAAAUAAGACAAGUAAAAUUGAAUGUUUUAAGUGUGGUGGUCAUGGGCAUAAGCAAGCAGAAUGCCCCAAUCGACGUGUUAUUUUAGCACUUGCAGAUGGUUCUUAUGAUUCACAAAGUGAGGAGGAGGAUGGCAACCAUGACACAGAUCCACAGGAUCAUUCUUUGGUGGUACGUCGUGUUCUUUCAACACAAUUCGUUGCAGCUGAACAAGGGCAGCGCCAUAACUUGUUUCAAUCACGGUGCAAAGUCAAAGGACAGGUUUGCCGGUUCAUAAUUGAUGGUGGGAGCUGUAACAAUAUUGUUAGUGCCAUGCUUGUUGAAAAGCUUGGUUUACAAACACGCCGGCACCCACAUCCGUACCAUAUGCAAUGGUUGAAUAAUUCUGGAACCGUGAAGGUAUCCUCCAUGGUCAGGUUAUCAUUCUCUAUUGGUGACUAUCAUGAUGAGGUGGAUUGUGACAUUGUCCCAAUGCAAGCAUGCCACUUACUUUUGGGUCGUCCAUGGCAAUUUGAUAAGAAGGACUUUGAGGAUGUGUUUCCGGAUGAGGUACCAGCUGGCCUUCCUCCAAUACGUGGAAUUGAGCACCAAAUUGAUUUGGUACCUGGUGCUUCCCUUCCAAAUCGCCCAGCAUACCGUACAAACCCCGAUGAAACAAAAGAAAUUCAGCGACAGGUAAAAGAACUUUUGGACAAAGGGUACGUUCGAGAAUCUCUAUCUCCUUGUGCUGUUCCAGUACUUUUGGUCCCUAAGAAAGAUGGUUCUUGGCGCAUGUAUCGUGUUGUUUUUCUUGGUUUUGUUGUGACUGCGCAGGGCAUCCAAGUUGAUGAAGAGAAGAUCAAAGCGAUAAAGGACUGGCCUACACCCAAAAAUGUGAGCCAAGUUCGAAGUUUCCAUGGGCUUGCAGGUUUUUAUCGCAGAUUUGUCAAAGAUUUUAGCACAAUAGCUGCACCAUUGAACAAUUUGACAAAGAAGGACGUUCCAUUCAAGUGGGGAGCUGAACAGGACCGAGCCUUCGAAGAGCUCAAAAGAAAACUUUGUGAAGCACCACUGCUACAACUACCAAAUUUUGGUAAGACAUUUGAAGUUGAGUGUGAUGCAAGUGGUAUUGGCAUUGGGGGUGUGCUAAUUCAAGAGGGUAAACCCAUUGCUUACUUUUCUGAAAAAUUAAAUGGUCCACAUCUGAACUACUCUGUCUAUGACAAAGAGCUUUAUGCCUUAGUUCGAGUUUUAGAAACAUGGCAGCAUUACUUAUUUCCUAAGGAGUUUGUCAUACACUCUGAUCAUGAAGCUUUAAAAUAUCUCAAAAGUCAAGGUAAGCUGAACCGCAGGCAUGCAAAAUGGAUUGAGUUCAUUGAAACAUUUCCAUAUGUUGUAAAGCAUAAGAAAGGUAAAGAUAAUAUUGUUGCAGAUGCUUUGUCGAGAAGAUGUUGGGAAAAAUUCUAUGUGCACGAUGGAUUGUUAUUUCGAACUAACAAGCUAUGCAUCCCAGCUUGCUCUGUUCGACAUGUUCUUUUGCAGGAGGCACAUGCUGGUGGCUUGGCUGGCCAUUUUGGUGUGAAGAAGACCCUAGACAUGCUUGCUGACCACUUCUUUUGGCCACAUAUGAGACGUGAUGUCCAGCGACAUGUUGAGCGUUGCAUAACAUGCUUGAAAGCUAAGUCCCGCCUUAAUCCACAUGGUUUAUACAUUCCAUUACCAAUUCCAAAAGUACCUUGGGAAGAUAUAUCCAUGGAUUUUAUUUUGGGGUUACCACGGUCUCAGAGGGGGAGCGAUUCCAUUUUUGUUGUUGUUGAUCGUUUCUCUAAGAUGGCACAUUUUAUUCCAUGUCAUAAGAACGAUGAUGCUUCACAUGUUGCUGAUUUAUUUUUCAGAGAAAUAGUUCGUUUACAUGGAGUGCCCAAGACUAUUGUUUCAGAUCGGGAUGCCAAAUUUCUUAGCUACUUUUGGAAGACAUUGUGGGGUAAACUUGGCACCAAAUUGUUAUUUUCUACCACUUGUCACCCGCAAACAGAUGGCCAAACUGAGGUUGUCAACCGUACUCUAUCAACAAUGUUGCGGGCUGUGCUAAAAAAGAAUUUGAAGAUGUGGGAACAAUGUCUCCCACAUGUCGAGUUUGCUUAUAACAGGGCAGUACAUUCAACAACAAAUUUUUGUCCUUUUGAAAUUGUUUAUGGUUUUAAGCCACAUACACCCAUGGAUCUUUUGCCCUUACCUCUAGUGUGGCUACAUUUGCCCAAGGAUCGUUUUCCUCAGCAGUGCAAGAGUAAGUUAUCACCUCGAGGAGAUGGUCCAUUCAAGGUUCUUGCAAAGAUAAAUGAUAAUGCUUACAAACUAGAGCUCCCUUCUGAAUAUUCCAAUGUGAGUGCAACAUUCAAUGUCAAAGACUUGCUUCCAUUUGUCGGUGAGUCUGAGUCGAGGACGACUCCUUCUCAAGAGGGGGAGGCUGAUGAGGUCGUCCCUAGCAUCGACAAUAAUAUUAUUAAGAAUAAGGAUGCAACUAAUAUUGUUGGUCCAGUUACACGAAAGCGGGCUAAACAAUUAGAGAAGGAAAUUCAUUCCCAGGCGGGCGGCUUCUUCCUGCUCCCGCACAGCCUCCGUGCGAAUGCCCUCCAGGGCCUCCCGCUCCUCCUCCAGAGCAUGCCGCUUGUUCUCAUUGACAGCGCGCGCCGCAGCGACGCGAGCCUCAAAAAGGCGCCUGCCCUCAGCAAGCUGCUCCCUCUCCACGGCAAGGGCGGCGCGGCGCGGCUCGCCUCAAGCUACGUCAUCUCCCCUGCCACGGCCGCCUCCAGCCGCCCGAUCACCUCCUGGGCGCUCCCUAGCACGACUGGGAGGGGGUCGGCAGGCACCGCCCAUGACGAGGUCGUCGGCCCCACGCUCGACGCGCUCGAGGCGGGCUCAGCCGGCGCCGGUUGCUUGGGCGCGGCCGCUGCCACCCGCUCGGGGCUGGGCGGCGCCUGUGGCUCUGUCUCGGCCGGCGCGCUCAGUGGCUCCGGCUCCACUGGAGCGCUCGGCUCAGGCGCACUCGGCUCGGGGGCUGGAGCCAGCCUCGGCACCUCUGGCCGUCCUUGGUCUCCGGAGGCGCUCGUAGGUGGCCUGCAAAAGAAGAACGAGCUUGGACUUGAAAUGGUUUCGGAUGGUCUUCUUGCUAACCUGGAGAUCAAGUCCACCCUUCUGGAUGAAAUCAAGUAA
Messenger RNA from Phragmites australis (common reed), 4359 nucleotides. RefSeq lists its product as uncharacterized. Gene Ontology annotation, biological process: DNA integration. Gene Ontology annotation, molecular function: zinc ion binding; nucleic acid binding. The record is from RefSeq and is a predicted model, not a curated record. NCBI's taxonomy places the organism in Eukaryota, Viridiplantae, Streptophyta, Magnoliopsida, Poales, Poaceae. Bases 1 to 4359 code for a protein of 1452 amino acids. The transcript is spliced from 11 exons.